Cyclopterus lumpus (lumpfish) is the source of this 4309-nucleotide messenger RNA. Its product is annotated as protein kinase C and casein kinase substrate in neurons protein 1-like. The record is from RefSeq and is a predicted model, not a curated record. Lineage: Eukaryota; Metazoa; Chordata; Actinopteri; Perciformes; Cyclopteridae. Bases 355 to 1686 code for a protein of 443 amino acids. Gene Ontology annotation, biological process: positive regulation of dendrite development; neuron projection morphogenesis; regulation of endocytosis. Gene Ontology annotation, cellular component: plasma membrane; cytoplasm; endosome. Gene Ontology annotation, molecular function: phospholipid binding; protein binding. The transcript is spliced from 11 exons.
ACGCAGCAGCAGCAGCAGCAGGUAAGUCAGUGUGUGUGUGUGUGUGUGUGUGUGUGUGUGUGUGUGUGUGUGUGUGUGUGUGUGUUGACGGCACAUUGCUGCACUGGCGACGAGAAGCUGAGCAUCCUUUCAGCAAAGGGCGACGCGGGGAGGAGAAAGGCAUCUCGUAUCGUUUCCCAUCGAUGUGGAUGACCGCGACACCGACCAAGUGAUCUCCUGCAGGGGACCAACAGCUCUCUCUCUCUCAGGUUUAUGGAAACCUGACCUCCCCAUUGGUGGAGAAGUGCAUGAGGAACCCAGCUCGGCUGCAGAGGACAGGUUUAGUCAUUAGAGUGCUUUGCCACAUCCAGGAAAAUGUCUGGCUCCUACGAUGAAUGUGCAGUUGCUGACGACACCAUGGACAGCUUCUGGGAGGUGGGGAACUACAAACGUGCCGUCAAGAGAGUCGACGACGGCCAUCGGCUCUGCAAUGACCUCAUGGGCUGCCUGCAGGAACGCGCCAAGAUCGAGAAAGCGUACGGCGAUCAGCUGACUGCGUGGUCCAAGAGAUGGAGACAGCUCAUUGAGAAAGGCCCACAGUACGGCUCCGUGGAGAGAGCCUGGCUGGGUGUGAUGACCGAGGCGGAAAAGGUGAGUGAGCUACACCAGGACGUGAAGAACAACCUGACGAACGAGGACGUGGAGAAGGUGAAGAACUGGCAGAAGGAAGCCUAUCACAAGCAGAUGAUCGGCGGCUUCAAGGAGGCCAAGGAGGCGGACGAAGGCUUCAAGAAGGCUCAGAAACCGUGGGCCAAAAAGCUCAAGGAGAUGGAGGCAGCGAAGAAGUACUACCACAUGGCCUGCAAGGAGGAGAAGCUGGCCGCGGCCCGCGAGGCCAACGGCAAGACGGAGGCUUCUGUCACAGCAGACCAGCAGAAGAAACUGCACGAGAAAGUGGACAAAUGCAAACAGGAUAUGGGGAAGGCUAAAGAAAAGUACGAGAAGUCUCUGGAGGAGCUGAACAAGUGCACCCCGCAGUACAUGGAGUGCAUGGAGCAGGUGUUUGACCAGUGCCAGCAGCAUGAAGUCAGGAGGCUGACCUUCCUCAAGGAGGCCUUGCUGGACAUCAAACGCCAUCUUAACCUCACCGAGAACCCGAACUAUGCCACGAUAUACAGAGAACUGGAGCGCACCAUCCUGUCUGCAAACACACAAGAGGACCUGAAGUGGUUCAGCAACAACCACGGCCCUGACAUGCAUAUGAACUGGCCUGCAUUUGAGGAAUACAACCCAGACCAGGCCGCUGCUCCCCCAAAGAAGAAGAAACCAGACGGAGCCCCACCCACUCCGAGCACCGACCAUGUGGCUCCACCUGGUGACCGGAGCAGUGUGAGCAGCUAUGAAAAGAACCAGGCUUACUCGACCGAGUGGUCCGACGAUGAGCAGCCCGCCACGUUGUCCGGCAAUGAAAACGGCGGCGGCAGCGGCGGCAACGGCAACUCUUUUGAAGAGGACUCCAGCUCUGGGAAAGGAGUCCGUGUCCGCGCUCUCUAUGACUACGAAGGCCAGGAGCAGGACGAGCUCACCUUCAAAUCAGGUGACGAACUGACCAAGACCGAGGACGAAGACGAGCAAGGCUGGUGUCGAGGUCGCCUGGACAGCGGCCGAGAGGGACUGUACCCGGCCAAUUACGUCGAGCCCAUGUAGUCACGUUCCUGGACAAGGACACGCCAUUGGAGGCAGCUUGAACUGUCCCGUCCAAUCGCAUCGCACAUAGCCAGAGACUUAAGAGCAACACAUCCCUUGCCCAACAGAUGCGCCAAGCCUAAAUAAAAACUUAGUAACCUAAAAGACAAUAUAUCAAUAUAAUAUAUUUUAUCCAGCAUUUGGGGUGGGUGGACUUACACAUUUAGAAAACAGGAGCAGUAUAUACACACUCGACUAUAACAUCAAGGCAGUGCAGGAACACAUUGCUUCUCUGUGUAGCUGCAUUUAACAUAUAAUGCAGCUUAUUUAAACUUGCAGUACACUGCAGUCUGUUCACUUGUGAAUGAUGGGAAGAUAAUAUAAUCAGUUACGCCCAUUCGACAAAGACGAGCUUCUCUAACCUGCAUUGUGUACAUACGGUGUGAUGCCAUUUUUUUUUUGUGUGUAGCAUUUUUUAAUGCUGUGUGUGUGUGUGUGUGUGUGUGGUCAGUCGUCAUUCUUACAGCUGGAAUGCUGUGUCGUGUUAAAAUGUACCACAAACGGUAUCCUCGCUCUCUUUUUUUCUUUUUUUUCUUCUUUUCCUUUCUUUGUGAUUUUGGUCCCCACCUCCUUUCCCCCAGUGUGUGCAGUGCUAUGUGUUUUUAACUGUUUCUGAACUUUGCAUAGCAGCAUGUGCUAUGCAAAAAAAAAAAAAAAAAGAAAAGAAGAAGAAGGAAAAAAAAGAAACUUGCAUUCCCCUUGAAUCCUGCAGCCUCCUUUAGGCGACAACUCGAUGCAACGCUUCUACUACAAAAUGCAGAGUUCAUUGUUUAGCAUCACAUUCUUCUGGACGCGCUUCGGGUUUUCAUGAAAAGGAAAGCUUGCCGAUGAACCGUUUUUAUGUUUUGUUUUGUUGUUUUUUUUGACAUUUUUCUUUUCUUAGCAUCACACACCCUGUUGACAAUAUCAUCUCUCAUGCAACCCGAGAAAAGGAUUUACAGGUUCUGCAGAGGCUUUUUUAUUUUUUUUCAUUCUCGGUUCAGUAAUUCUGCUCUCAUUUUAAUCCACUGACCUGCUAACGCCAGUGAUAUGUUCCCUCAGAGCGAAGUGAGAUCAAGUCAUCCUCUUUGAGGUGGGUUCUGAACAAUGUGCCGGGCCACUUUUCUUCCAGAGCGAGGAGGGUGGGGAGGGGGAGGGAGUUGUCUGAAGAUGGAAGCCUCUUCAACAGGACAUGAAUGUACUAGUGUUUGGGCUCGAAAGAGGGCGUGUUUGUCUAAACACUGUUCUCCAUCGUCAUUUAAUUCCCCCCCCCCCUCCCCACCUAGCAAAAAAAAAGCACUAGUUUAUGUGGCCCGUUAUCCCCCCGUUGAGCCAAAGAAUGACCCAAUACCAUCAACUAUCCGUUUUCUCUCCAUGCAAUAACGUCACAUAUACACGUGUGUAAACGGCUUCAGUGAGGAUCAACUUGUAGCUGCCUCUCAGUCCACCCAGACCUCAUCUGUCCGCGAUGACACGGGGGGGAAUACAUGUUUGUCACCAGUGCUGCAUGCAUGUAAGAUGACUCGCACACAGUGCAUCACAUGGUUUUUUUUUUUUUUUUUUUUUUUUAAAUCCUUAACUUAAUACGUAGAAAUUUAAAUUUACAGCAGGAAUUUAUCAGAUGUUAAUUAGUCAGUAAUCUUGCAUCUAAAUCUAUGAUUAGGAUGGAACAGAUGCUUUUAAAAAAAAAAAAACAUUUUAUAACUUUUUUUUUUUCACUGGACCAACAGCAGUCAGAUGUGUUUAGCUCUGUGUCUGGAACAGGAUUUGGCAGGUUUGGGUCUCACACAUGAGGAGAAACACAUCACCAGCUCACAAGUUGUGUCUUAGAGUAAAAAGCUGUCCAGCAUAGCAAAAAGGACUACUAUCAUUAAACUGUCCCACUUUCUUGACGUGCACACACACACACACACACACAGAGAUAUAUAUAUAUACACACACACAUAUACACAUGCAUUAAACACACAAGUUCAAACAUAUUCCACAUUACCAGGUUAAUAUUUGGGGGGGGGGGGGGGGGGGGGGAAACAUCAUCCAGUGUGUAUGAGUUGUGUAAAUGUAAUAGAAAAAAAAGUUAAAAAAAAAAAAAAAAAAAUGCAAGUGAUUGACUAUUAAGAACAAGAUGUAGUGUUAUACAUGUAAAUGUGAUUCAUUAAAAAUAACAGCAAUGGAAAACAUAUUAACUAAUAGGUACCAUAUCGUAUGGAUUUCAUUGCAAUGGAAUUGUCAGUGUAUCAUAAAAGCGUGACGUUAUCCCACGCCGUCAGAUUUGUAUAUGAUGAUGUAAUUUAAAGAUUAUAUUCUAUUGUAACUGUACAACUGUGUUGAGUUGCAAAAAUGAGACCUAACCAUGUUGAGGCAGUAAAAAGGUGUACGUUGUAAAUGCUUUUUUUAAUGUUGAUGAUCUCUUCCUUAUGCACACGGGGGACAGCAGCUCAUGUUGUGGAACCCCUAUAUUAGCGGUCUAGAAGAUGUAUGUUAAUAGUUAGUGAUGUACUUUUAUCUCCUAACUGGUGUAGUGCCUGUUCAUCUUGAUGUAACAAGAAGUUCAUUUAAAUAUGCAUAAAGAUGAUUAUGAUCACAGAUAAUAAUGAUGAUAGUGAUG